Messenger RNA from Mesocricetus auratus (golden hamster), 327 nucleotides. Its product is annotated as 40S ribosomal protein S26-like. Gene Ontology annotation, biological process: translation. The record is from RefSeq and is a predicted model, not a curated record. Gene Ontology annotation, molecular function: mRNA binding; structural constituent of ribosome. Bases 1 to 327 code for a protein of 108 amino acids. The transcript has a single exon. Lineage: Eukaryota; Metazoa; Chordata; Mammalia; Rodentia; Cricetidae. Gene Ontology annotation, cellular component: ribosome; cytosolic small ribosomal subunit.
AUGACCAAAACAAGACUAAAUAGUGAGCGUGCCAAAAAAGGCCUCGGCCAUGUGCAGCUAAUUUGCUGCACAAACUGCACCCAGGGUGUGCCCAAGGACAAGGCCAUUAAGAAGUUUGUCUUUCGGGACAUUGUAGAGGCCGCUAAUGUCAGGGACAUAUCUGAAGCAAGUGUCUUCGACGCUUAUGUGCUUCCCAAACUCUAUGUCAAGCUGCAUUUCUGUGUGAGCUGUGCUAUUCUUAGUAAAGUAGUUAGGAAUCUAUCUCGUGAAGCCUGGGAGGACCGAACACACCCAUCACGAUUUAGACCUGCUGGUGCUGCACUAUGA